This is a messenger RNA of Parnassius mnemosyne (clouded apollo), 1314 nucleotides long. The record is from the annotation of a GenBank genome assembly. NCBI's taxonomy places the organism in Eukaryota, Metazoa, Arthropoda, Insecta, Lepidoptera, Papilionidae.
AUGUCUUUCCUUCAUAAUCAUUCUUGCGAGUGCGUUAAGUCAGAAUUGGAUUUGUUUGCACUACCGUCUACACAAACUAGCAUUGAAAAUGGAUUGUGGAUUCAUUAUAAACCAACUUCAUCUCUUGGUGAUGAUGGACCUAUCGAGUUUCAAGUUCCUGGGACCGGCGAUGACUACAUAGAUUUGUCUCAUACAUUACUCCACAUAAAGGCAAAAGUAUUAAAUCAAGAUUCAACUAACUUGGUAUCUACUACAAUAGUAGCACCUGUAAAUAAUUGGCUGCAUUCACUUUUUAGUCAACUUGAUGUUUAUUUAAACCAAAAACUUGUAUCACCACCUAAUAAUACCUAUGCAUAUCGAGCAUACAUGGAAACCCUUUUAAACUAUGCCCCUGCUGCUAAACAAUCUCAUCUUACUUGUAGUCUUUGGUAUGAGGAUACAGCAGGAAAAAUGGAUUCUUCAGAUGGUAAAAACAUAGGAUUUGUUAAAAGACAGGAAUUGAUUAGUGAAAGUAAGGAAAUAGAAAUGAUUGGUCAUCUUCACGGUGACAUUUUUAACCAAGAUAAAUUUUUAAUUAAUGGUGUUGAAAUGAGUGUUAAAUUGGUUCGAUCAAGAGAGAGUUUUAAUUUAAUUGUUGGGUCGAACGAUGUAAAGUUUAAAGUUUGCAUUACGGACGCAACUCUUAUUGUGCGACGAGCACGAAUUAAUCCAAGUGUAUUACUCGCACAUCAAAAAGUUUUAGCUUCUACCACUGCUAAAUAUCCUAUUACUCGAGCUGAAGUAAAAGUUUUAACAAUUCCUUCAGGUGUUCAAGGAAAAACUCUUGAUAAUAUAUUUUUAGAACAGGUACCGAAAAGAUGUAUAAUUGGAUUUGUGAACAAUUCUGCAUUUAAUGGUUCCCUUACUAAAAAUCCAUUUAACUUUGAAAACUAUGGUAUUAAUUCUUUCAGCUUAUAUAUUGAUGGUCAACAAAUACCUUCAAAAGCUUUGCAACCAUCUUUUAAUAAUAGCAUAUUUACAUCAGCAUAUCAUACUCUAUUCUCGGGAACUGGUAUUCACUUUCUUAAUGAAGGAAAUGGAAUCUCUUGUGAACAGUAUGGCAAAGGUUACUGUCUAUUAGCAUUUGACUUAACUCCUGAUUUAUCAGCUAACUCAUCAACUCAUUGGAAUCUCAUAAAGCAUGGUAGUGUAAGAAUAGAAGUACGAUUUGAAUCCUCAUUAAUACAAACAAUUAACUGUAUAGUUUAUGCUGAGUUUGAUAAUAUUAUUGAGAUAGAUAAAAACAGAAAUGUUACUGUAGACUAUAGUAGUUAA